Molecule: messenger RNA, 5419 nt
Organism: Alligator sinensis (Chinese alligator)
Lineage: Eukaryota; Metazoa; Chordata; Crocodylia; Alligatoridae
Gene: AOPEP
Product: chromosome unknown C9orf3 homolog
Exons: 18
Coding region: 238-2775 (845 amino acids)
Cellular component (GO): nucleolus
Molecular function (GO): zinc ion binding; metalloaminopeptidase activity
Source: RefSeq, a predicted model, not a curated record
CCUUUGAAAGCAGCGUGGAGUCUCGUGCAUCCUGCUACUGGGCAGACCAGGCAGCGAGGAGGCACAUGGCGUCGGGGCUCAAGAGUAAGAGAAGUGGUGAAACAGCAGUUCCUUAUACUAACUUAUAUUAAUCAACGAUUAUAGCACUGGGAGGCUGAACACCCUGGCUGUUACUGGAAGUAUGUUGUAUAAGAAGCGAUUAAGAAUUGGUAACUCUGUUGCCUAGCCAACUGGAACAUGGAGACACAGCUAGACCCUAGUAAGGAUGAUUUGCCCCUAAUGGCCAACACUAGCCACAUGCUGAUGAAGCAUUAUGUAUUGGACUUGGAUGUGGAUUUUAAAAGCCAAAUUAUUGAAGGCAGCAUAGUUCUCUUCUUUGAGACUGGAAGCAGUUGCAGGAAAGUAGGCAGUAGUGUGGAAAGAGCCUGCCAUCCACGGUCAGAUGAAACCUUCAAAAUUCAGGCAUUUGAACUCUGCCACAUUCCUGUGACAAAUGCAAGUGCCUGCUCAUCUAAAACUGGAUAUAAUGAUUUUGCUGUCUGUGGUAAAGGUGAAAAAGAUACUUCUGAUAAAAAUGGUAACCAUAGCAACAGGGCACAGGCUUCUGGGAUUUCUAGUUCAAAGAAGUGCUGUGACAUAGAGAAUCAUGGGAGUGAGGAUUUUCUGCUGGUAUUGGACUGCUGUGAUUUAUGUGUGUUAAAGGUCGAGGAGGUGGAUGUUGCUGCUGUGCCAGGUAUUGAAAAAUUUACAAGGUCUGCCAAGCUAACUGAGGGUUCAGAAGAGCUGGGAAAUCUCAGGAAUCAGAUUGUACAUGAACUUGUGACUUUACCUGCAGAUCGGUGGGAGGAACAGCUCUACUAUUACACUUGCUGCAGCCAGGCGCCUGGUUGUGGAGAGCUUCUGUUUACCACUAGCACUUGGAGCUUGGAGAUAAGGAAGGCAGGGAUUCGGAUACCAAGAGACUUUCCUCGUGCAAUAAGGAUCUGUUACAAAACAAAGCCAGAGGGAAGAUCAGUUACGUGGACCACAGACCAGAGUGGCAGGCCUUGUGUUUAUACAAUGGGAUCGCCACUGAACAACAGAGCUCUUUUUCCAUGCCAGGAACCACCGGUUGCCAUGUCAACCUGGCAAGCUACAGUCCGAGCAGCUACAGGUUUUGUUGUCUUAAUGAGUGGUGAAAAUUCAGCAGAACCAAUACAGCUUCAAGAAGGUAUCUUUAGUUGGAACUAUUAUGUGACCAUGCCAAUGCCAGCAUCCACCUUCACUAUCGCUGUUGGGUGCUGGAUAGAAGUUAAACGGGAAUCUCUUGCAACUGAGGUCAUGACAAAUGAUGUGAUCUCCUUGCCAUUUUCAAAGGCUGAUUUCAGGUUGGUCGAAGGGGGCUGUGGUCAUUUGGAAUCCCCCUGCCGGUUCCAAAAUCCUGGUGCCACAUCUCAACCAGUCAUUCCUCAUCGAGUCUUUGCUCCAUGGUGCCUGAAGGACCUCUGUGCAGAGAUACUGCUUGAGCUGAUUCCUCAAUGCUUGUCAGCUGCUCAUGCUACACUGGGUACUCAUCCCUUUUCCAGGCUUGAUGUGUUGAUAGUCCCUUCCAACUUUUCCAGUCUGGGAAUGGCCAGCCCACACAUAAUCUUCCUGUCACAGAGCGUAUUACCUGGAGGGAGCCAUCUCUGUGGAACACGUCUGUGCCAUGAAAUUGCUCAUGCUUGGUUCGGAUUGGCCAUUGGUGCUCGUGAUUGGACUGAAGAAUGGAUCAGUGAAGGGUUUGCUACUCACUUGGAGGAUGUAUUUUGGGCAGCAGCACAACAGCAGCUGCCAUGUCAUGAAGCAAGAGAGCAGCAGGAACUGAAAGCUUUGCUCCGCUGGCGACGGCUCAGAGAUGAAGUGCAGAACUCUGAAGAAGAGCUGCAAGUAUUAAGGCCCAAAAAAGAGAACACGGGAGAAACGAGCGAGUCUGGAGCAUCUAUUAUCAAACAUGGUCUUAAAGCAGAAAAAAUCUUCAUGCAGGUUCAUUAUUUGAAGGGCAAUUUUCUUCUGCGAUCUUUAGCAAGAAGAAUAGGAGAGGCUACAUAUUUUACAUUUUUAAGAAAAUUUGUCCAAAAGUUUCAUGGACAACUGAUUCUCUCUCAGGAUUUCCUUUACAUGCUGCUGGAGGACAUCCCCGAACAAAAAGGGUAUGGGCUGUCUGUUGAAAGUAUCUUCCAGAACUGGCUUGACACUUCUGGAAUACCAAAGCCUCUGCUGGAAGAGAGUCGUACUUGGAAGGAGGGUCGCCUCGCCCAGCAAGUGACUGCCGAGGUCGCAAAAUGGAUUCAAGUAAACCGGAGAGCCAAAAAAGGCAGCAAAAGGAAGAGAGGUCAGGAUGAAGUGGCUUUCCAAAAGGAGUUCCAGUCAAAGAUCAUGUCCCGAUUGUGCACUGCACUGCACAGACAUCUUCUCCCAGACCAGCUGGUCUUGCUUCUGGAGUCUCUGUUGGAGGAGAAAACGUUAUGUCCCCGAACUCUUCAGUGCUUAGAGAAAACGUAUCGCCUCCAGGAGCAGGAUGCAGAGGUUCGACAUCGAUGGUGUGAGCUUGUUGUGAAGCAUAAAUAUGCAGCAGGGUACAGUGCUGUUGAAAAAUUUCUCUGGGAAGAUCAGGCAAUGGGUGUGUAUCUAUAUGGAGAAUUAAUGGUGAAUGAAGAUGCAAAACAACAAGAACUUGCCCAUAAAUGCUUUGCUGCAGCAAGAGAACAAAUGGAUAUGUCCUCAGCCAAAGUGGUGGCCGAGAUGUUAUUUUGAAGAGAUUUUGACUCGACUUACCAACCAAACCCAUCUUAAAAGCACAAUGGGACUUUAAUGCUGAGAGAGAGAUCAAGGUAGGCCCUCCCCAGUCCCUAGAAGGCAGAGAAGAAUCUCUCUUACCAAAACUCAAAAGGUGAGAAAAGGAGGAAGGAGCACCUAAGAACCAACAAGUGGUGCCUGUUGGCUCUUUCUGUUUUGUACACAGCUAGACAUCCUUUUGCUCCAGAAGGCCACAGAUGUGCUGCUUUUCUGGAUGCUUCCACCAUAAGGCCAAAAGCCAUCCUUUCCAUUUUCUUUUUGACCAAGAAACUUGAACAGAAAUAUAGAAGAAAUAAAAUAUAUCCCACUAUGCCUGCUGCAUCCCACAGAGAUUCUGAAACAGAGGGUGCAGGGCUGAGGGUCUGAAACAGCAGCUCAACUGGCCUUGUGGCAGGCUGUGCUAGGGAUAUCUGAACAGUGGGUGGUAUCGCAUGCCAUAUGUGCUGCAAUACUAGCGUGCAGUGGUGCAAGUUAAUCCUUUUGUGCUGAGAGAGGGAUUUUUCUGGUGCAUAGUAUUGCUGGCUACAAAUCCAUCCGUUUCUAGUGCCAAAAUAGCAAGGAAAUUCCAUACCUUCAUGGGUUAUUUUUACAAAUGAUUUAAAGGAGAGGAACUGAUGUCUUUUGGCAUGCAUGAAAUAUCUAAAUAUGAGGAAUGUUUUCUGCAGUUUUGGAUUAUUUAGCAUGUUAUAAAGAUGUCUUAACGUGUAAACAUUUCCACAAGGUAUCAUCCUUCACUGGGAAUUGCCUUUGAACAAAAUAGUGUAUUGGUUUAAACUACGAUUAAAGCAAAUAGGCUAGGUCUGUCAUUCUAGUCCCUUCCCAGUCAGCUAAGUGCCCAGAUUUGAUUGUCUGUCUUGGAAUUUUUGGCACAGGCACAGUACAAAUUCUGUUUCUGGCCACGUACCCCUGUGUGCAUAGACUAGGCAGGCACAGUAGGCUACCCAUUGGCUGGGUACACAUCCUGGUUGGUGCCCCUUAUGCACAUGUAGUAGCCUUAGUUGCCUAAAAGUGGUGACCAAAACUCACAACUAGCAGGACUUGUACCAAGGGAAAAAGCACUCACCUGGGAAGCUGGAGGAGCUGUAUCUAGGCCACUCCAUUCCCAGAAGGUGUUUGAAUCUGGGUCUCUAGCUUCCUAGUACAGCACUGUAACUAAUACCCCACAAAAGGGCCUUUAGCCAGUUUCUUCUCUGGCAGUCUUGGGAAGCUAGCCCUCUAGGAAGUCAGUAGAGGGAGAAGGUGAGGGAGGGGUGGGGCCAGAAGAAAGCAAGCCAAAGGCUGUGCACCUCAAUAAAGUAGGUUACUGGCCCAAGAAAAAAGAGCCCUGGAUUUCAGCCUAAGCUCUUACUACCAGUGAAGCAAAAACUUUCUCUCCCUCCCAUUUUUCCCAGCAAGUGUGGUAGUGGCUCAGCUUCAAAAGGUGCACCAAAGAGCCUGAAAUGCCAGACCUCUGACAUGAUAACUAGAGUACUGUACUGAGAUAUCAGAGAGACCUGAGUUCAAACCUCCCAUGGCAAGGUAGACCUAGAAGAUGGCUUCUCCAGUGACUGCCCUAGCCACUCAGCAAUUGUGGGGAUUGGGGGCAAGUCUUGUUUAUUUUGUUGCCCAUUGUCAUGCCUAGGCUACAUGCAUAUGCAGCCCGGAACAGAAUUCCUGCAUGUGCAUAAGUGCCACAAAUGCCAUUUACGCUACCAAAUCUGAAUACUUAGACAACCAGGAACGGAAGAGACUGCCACCCACAGCUCACAUAGGUGUGUCUACAACAUGCAAGGAAGGAAAUAAGAAUGUUUUAAAAACUUAUGCUUUUGUUAACCUCUACUGUAUUUUCCAAAAAUUUUAACCAAGCAGAAAGCAGAAUUUAAUUUUCGCCAAACUAGCAGGUUUAUAUUAGUUGAGUGUUCCCAGGAGAGGUCUCAGUCAUGCCACCAGAACAAAAGCAAACUAAAUCCUUUUUUCUUUAUUUUUUAAGUCACUUAGCUGCUACAUUUUUGAGUCCAUAAUUUGCAUUCACUUUUACUCCUUCUCCUGGGCACUGCUGUUGCUUUCAGCCCUGUAGCUCAUUCUGCAGGUAUACUUGCUUUCCUGCUGUUUCUGUUUCUACAUACGUAUCAACACUUUCCUCCGAAGUCUGGUGGUAACAGCCUCUGCACCAAGACAACCUGCUCUAAGGCAUUAUUUGUGCCCUGUGACACUUUCUCAAGCUUAGUUAUAUCACAGUGCCAGCUCUCUUUGUCCUUCUGUCAUUCCUGUACUUCUAUUAUUUAUUUGUUUUCCUACAGUGUCUGAGAGCCCCCAGGCAGGAGCCAGGGGCCCUUUGUGCUAUCUGCUGUACCAGUACAAAAUGGAAUCAAGUCACAGUGCAUCAGCAGUCAUUAUAGUCCAUUCUGCAUCUUUUGUUGCUUUUAGCCCAUUUAAACUGCAGCUUUAACCAAUUUAAUAAUUUCAUUCCUGUUUUUUAAACUGCAUUAAAAAAGGGUAUUCCCCUCUGCCCCCCUGUGCCUUGUUUGGUUAUUGCUUGGUGUCAUCUUUGACCCUGAAGUUGUCCAUCGCCUUAGGACAGCUACUUAGCUGCAUCAUUGCCAUAUUCUCAUGUGAGAGUCUG